CACUUUUGGGGACCAAUGGCUAAUUGGGGGUUGCCCUUGGCAGCCAUCGGUGAUCUAAAAAAAAAUCCAGAGCUGAUUUCUGGUAAAAUGACCACAGCGUUGUUUUUAUAUUCUGCCAUUUUUAUGAGAUUUGCUUAUAAAGUGCGACCACAAAAUAAUUUAUUGCUUGCUUGUCACAUUGCAAACGAAACUGCACAAGGAAUACAAAUUUACAGAUUUAUGGAUUUCUGGUACAUAAAGUCCGAAAAAGAAAGAAGGGAUACUAGGGAAUGUUUUUCUCUUACUUAA
Messenger RNA from Protopolystoma xenopodis, 288 nucleotides. NCBI's taxonomy places the organism in Eukaryota, Metazoa, Platyhelminthes, Monogenea, Polystomatidea, Polystomatidae. The record is from the annotation of a GenBank genome assembly.